GAUGAUUUAACCUACUUUUUAUGUCAGUAGGUUGGCGCAUAUACAGUUUCCAUCUUUUAAGAGUUCCCCUCUUCCCGCAGAUUCAACUUCGCUAUCAACUAAAUAUGGACAUUCUUGUCAUCUACGCGAUCACAGCGGGCAGUGUACUCGUGUCUCUGGUGGCCUUCAGGCUUCUGAGGCUCCUUUCCCAAUGGAAGAGCCCGAUCUUGGUUUUACUUUCCCGGCAUAUUAUUUACCCCCAUGUCGUUGCUCGUCACCGCUUCCUGGGCCCUUGGAGCCGGCUCAGCGUGUUGACGCAUUUAGCUUAUGCUACUGUGAACUCUAUCCUCGUCUUCUUUCUGAACUUCUCCUUGGAAAAUGUCAGUCGCCGCGCUGGAGAUCUUUCCCUGAUCAAUAUGAUUUUCCUGUUAACCUCAAGUCACCUAAGCUACUCAGCUGACCUUUUGGGCAUUCCUUUACGAACUUACCGCCAAAUGCAUCGCGCCUCUGGCUGGAUGGCAAUGGCACUUGUCGUGCUUCAUGUCGGCGCCCUUGUCUUCAACCGAAAAGACGGCAUAACUAGAUCGGAUGGCCAGACCUUAUUCCCCGUCAUUGCAACUGCUUGCUUAGCAGCCCUUUCUUUGAUAUUCCUUCCGUUCGUUCGAAAGUUUUCCUACGAACUUUCUCUCCGAGUCCACCAGGCAUUAACAAUAGUUAGUGUAUAUGGCAUCUGGAAGCAUCUACCCCAAGAUAAACUACUCCCUAGGCUCUAUCUUUACAUUGGGCUUAGUGUUUUUACCGGCACGUCGUGUUUACCCGUCAACGUGAGGGCGGGCCAAUAUGUCAACUUAUGGCUCCCAGGCGUCAGCUUUUGGUCGUGGACACAGACGCAUCCAUUCACAGUUGUCUCCUGGUCACAAGGAAAGCAGUCAGAGCUGGAAUUCCUCGUGCAGCCUCGAAGCGGUCUUACUGCAACAAUCGCUCGCCAAAUGCGGGUGAUCGGACCUGAUGGAUAUUCCUGCCUAGCUUUGUACAGCGGGCCUCACGGUCUCAGCGAGUCCGUCAACAACUACGAAACGGUUCUACUCAUCGCCGGUGGAGCAGGGCUCCCGGCCGUUAUACCCUACGCCAAGCGAUUGAUAUAUGGGUACAACACGUGCACUUCGCACGUUCGUCGAGUACACCUCGUCUGGCAAGCAGAGACGCGUGAACAACUCAAUGAUCUAUUGAAGGAGGACGUGCUGGACGAUGGCUAUAUACUCAGCAUAUCUAUUUACGUGGAACAAGGUCCUCCGGUCCGUGAAAAACUCCUUUUCGGGAAACACGAGCGAGCUACGCUUUACCAAGGCGCUCCAGACUAUGCUACAGUGGUUUCAACGGAGCUCUCCCGUGAAAAGAUUGAGAAGCUCUCCCCGAUCCGGGAUAAUCAAGGGCAAGUUCUACUGAUUGUUUCCGCCCCUGGUGUCUUGCGUGAUGAAUUGCGACACAUCGUGAGAGGGCAUUUGCAUCAACGCAUCAAGAUGGUAGAGCUUGAGUAUCAACCAUGA
Messenger RNA from Aspergillus nidulans FGSC A4, 1526 nucleotides. Its product is annotated as ferric reductase family protein. The transcript is spliced from 6 exons. Lineage: Eukaryota; Fungi; Ascomycota; Eurotiomycetes; Eurotiales; Aspergillaceae. The record is from RefSeq and is a predicted model, not a curated record. Gene Ontology annotation, cellular component: membrane. Bases 21 to 1526 code for a protein of 501 amino acids. Gene Ontology annotation, biological process: transition metal ion transport. Gene Ontology annotation, molecular function: oxidoreductase activity, acting on metal ions; oxidoreductase activity.